Messenger RNA from Necator americanus (New World hookworm), 324 nucleotides. RefSeq lists its product as uncharacterized. The record is from RefSeq and is a predicted model, not a curated record. Lineage: Eukaryota; Metazoa; Nematoda; Chromadorea; Rhabditida; Ancylostomatidae. The transcript has a single exon. Bases 1 to 324 code for a protein of 107 amino acids.
AUGCAAGCAGAUGUGGAUCUCUUCAAGAUCUUGAACGGGAAUCAGGGUGGACGGACAACCGAUAGAACUCGUCGAUUUGUUCUGUUAGCUGUGCUGAAGAAGAACAGCAGCUACGAGAGAGAUGUUCAGCAAAGAUGCGCUAAGGUCACUUUUUCAUUUAACUCCUUAACGAAAUGCCUGUGGUCGACUACCAUCACCAACGAAGUCAAGCUGCGAGUCUACCUAUCCGCAAUUCGACCCUUCAUGAUGUACGUAUCGGAGAUUUGGGCAGCACCAUCUAUAGUUAUGGAGAGGCUUGACUGCACGGAACGAAAGCUGCUUUGA